Messenger RNA from Botrytis cinerea B05.10, 2283 nucleotides. RefSeq lists its product as hypothetical. The coding region runs from base 349 to 1941 and encodes 530 amino acids. Gene Ontology annotation, molecular function: ATP binding; metal ion binding. The record is from RefSeq and is a predicted model, not a curated record. The transcript has a single exon. Lineage: Eukaryota; Fungi; Ascomycota; Leotiomycetes; Helotiales; Sclerotiniaceae.
GAUCUUUCCAAAUAGUUUGAGUACAAUGUUUCCGUUGAUUUGAUGGCAACAGAAUGAUAGAAUUAAAAGAAGUAUAGAUAUAAUUGUUAACAUGCCUAUCUAAAUAUGUCAGUGUUGUUGUUGUUCGGAAAAACAAAGUCAUCGUGGGACGACGCUAAGGUUACUGGAGUCUUGUCGUCAUCAUUCCUGCCAACAACAACAACAAACACCGGAUAUGCAAACUUUCUAAUAAAUACAACACAAUGUAACUAACUCAAUAUUCCAACCUUCUUCCAGAAAUGCAAUUGUCCAUGUUGAUAUCAGUAUUAACAUUCCAAUGAUUUGAUCUUUCAAAUCAAUCAAAUCAAAAUGCCUCUCGACGCCCGUUCUCCUGUGAUUCUACACUACCUUCAGAAUCUCUUUCUCAUUGCGAUUUGCGCAGCAUUUACUCCUUUCCUAACGUCAAUAGCUAUACUCUCUACCCUGAUAUCUCCUCUCAUCACUUCCAAACAAAUCCAACAUCCCCUCAAAUGGCGCACAGAUUCCUCUAAAUCCCCUCCCCGCACAAUCCUAGUAACAGGAGUAGGAAUGAGCAAAGGUCUCAGCAUUGCGCGCUCCUUCUAUCGUGCAGGCCACCGCGUCAUCGGCGCAGAUUUCGAACCCUACUAUAUCCCCGUUUCCGGGCAUUUCUCCAAAUCUCUCAGAAAAUUCUACCGUCUGCGGAAACCGAAUGGGAAAUCAGGAGCAGAGGAAUAUACCAGGGAUAUUGUGAAUAUUAUUGAGAAAGAAAGGGUGGAUUUAUGGGUAUCGUGCUCGGGCGUCGCGUCGGCGAUUGAAGAUGGAGAAGCGGCGGAAAUGGUGCAGCGGAAUACAAAAUGCGCGGUGGUGCAGUUUGGGGUGGGGUUGACGGAGAUGUUGCAUGAAAAAUUCGCAUUUAUUAAAUAUACGAUGGAGCUGGGCUUGAACGUACCGCUUACGUAUAGGAUUCAUUCGUGUGAAGAGGCUUUGGAAAUUUUGCAUCCGGAGAAUGGAGAAUCGGUGGAUAAAAAGUUUAUCAUGAAACCGGAAAUGGUCGAUGAUAGUGUGAGGGCUGAUAUGACUUUACUUCCCUCGCCGUCACGCACACAAACAGAUACACAUAUUCAAAAACUCAACCCCGCACUCAAAAGACCAUUCGUUCUUCAGCAAUACAUCAAAGGGAGAGAAUAUUGCACACAUAGUAUUGUUCUCAAAGGCAAGAUCCACGCAUUCGUCUCAUGUCGCUCUUCAGAUAUGUUAAUGCACUACCAAGCACUUCCGUCUUCAUCUGCUCUCGCCAAGGCCAUGUUUCACUACACAACUCUCUAUAUUCAGCGUGCUGCGGAAAGAACUCCCAAUUCUCCCAUCACCGGACAUUUCUCUCUAGAUUUUCUCAUAGAUGAGGAAAUCGCUCAGAAAGCAGAGGGUUCUCUUCAUCCUUCAUCUAAGGAAGUUGAAAAAUUGCAAAAAGAACUCUUUCCUAUUGAGUGCAAUCCCCGCGCUCACACAGCGGUAGUUUUGCUCAAUGACUCUGCGGAAGAAAUGGCAGAGGCUUAUUUAUCACUAUUAUCUGACUAUAACACAAAUGGAAACGGAGAUACAUAUCUACCUGCGCUUCAAAGAAACGAAGAUCCAAUAACUCCUCUUUCUCAAGCCGUCAAUGGGGGGUAUUACUGGAUUGGUCAUGAUUUCGUCACAAAAGUUCUUCUCCCAAUAUUUCACUUAAUCAGCUUCCAAAAAGGAAUCACGAAUCUAGUAAGAGAAUGGUGGGAAUUCGGUAAACAUGUUUUGUUGUGGAAAGAUGGCACGUACGAGAUUUGGGAUCCUUGGCCAGCGUGGUGUUUGUAUGUAUUGUUUUUGCCAGGGUGUUUCUGGGUGAGUAUUUGGGAGAGGAAAUGGUGGAGUAGGUGUAAUGUUAGUACGGGGAAGUUUUUUGGGGUUUGAGGAGGGGUGAGAUGGGGUUGUGAGGGUGUUGAAGGUCUCAGUGUGGAUGUGUGAGUUUUAGGGGAUUCUGCGCGGGGUGUCAACACUGUGUGUAGAUUGCAGUUCGUUAAUCAAAAGUUCUUAUUUCAAGAACUAAUCAGGAGAUUCGAUGACUCUGAACUUUAAAAUAAGUUACUGUUCACUUAUCAUACUACUGUUGAGAAAUCAAGAACCAGAAUCAAGAUUUCACAUCCACUCCUUGAAUCCGACGUACUAGAAAUCCUCAUCCUCACUCAAUUUCCAGACUUGAACGCCCCUGCAAAUGUGAAGAUAGGAAAUUAUUAGAACAUCUAGAUAUGAUCA